Molecule: messenger RNA, 813 nt
Organism: Prunus armeniaca (apricot)
Lineage: Eukaryota; Viridiplantae; Streptophyta; Magnoliopsida; Rosales; Rosaceae
Source: the annotation of a GenBank genome assembly
AUGGAAGUGUUUAGCUCUGAGAGAAAGAUUAAGCAUUACAGCAGUUAUCAUAAGAUACUCUUCGUGGGAGAAGGUGACUUCUCUUUUUCUGUUUGCUUAGCCAGAGCUUUUGGCUUGGCUAUCAACAUGGUUGCGACUUCUCUUGACUCCAGAGAGUAUUUGAUGCUGAAGUAUUCAGAAGCUAUAAACAAUGUGGAGGAAUUAGAGGCCAGGGGAUGCAUAGUAUUGCAUAAGGUAGAUGUCAACAGAAUGAGCCAACACCCUUUGUUGAUUGGUUUACGCUUUGAUCGCAUAAUCUAUAAUUUUCCUCACGCUGGUUACGUGCACGGUCCCUUUUCUUCUGAACGGUUCCAAAUUUGGUUUCAUCAGGAUUUGGUGAGGCGAUUCUUCAAGAAUGCACACGAAAUGCUGACUGUGGUAGGAGAGAUUCAUGUAACACACAAGACAACAUUUCCUUUCAGUGAAUGGAAAAUAGUGGAGUUAGCACAAGAGGUUGGGUUACGCCUGGUUGAUGAAGAACAGUUCUCACUGUGGGAUUAUCCAGGUUAUGAAAAUAGAAGAGGAGUUGGGAUGUGUGAUGAAACUUUUCCUGUUGGAAUGUCAAGCACCUUCAUAUUUGCCAAGCGCUCUGCUGCCAGUUUCCACCCCGGUGCUUUGUGCAUUAGUUUAUGGUCAGCUGACAUAGUAGAUAUGGCUUGCACUUAUUUAGAAAGCUUGGAGAGGAAGAAGCCAAAGCAUGGCCACAAGAAUUUGAGAUCUCCAUCUCGACCCAGAAAAAAGAACAAGAAAUUGAGAUCUCCAUAUCAUUAUUAA